Esox lucius (northern pike) is the source of this 2868-nucleotide messenger RNA. It is a transcript of the gene and1, whose product is annotated as actinodin1. The coding region runs from base 424 to 2457 and encodes 677 amino acids. Lineage: Eukaryota; Metazoa; Chordata; Actinopteri; Esociformes; Esocidae. The transcript is spliced from 8 exons. The record is from RefSeq and is a predicted model, not a curated record.
AAUUAGCCGCUCUCUGAUUGGUUAGGUGGUGUAGCUGGUAGCAGCCAAUUGGAACUCUGGUGUCGGUCUGUGUAUCCCCAGGGAAGGACUGUGUGUUAAUGGUAUGUGUGCUUGUGUAGGUGUGUUUAUGUGUGUGUUUUUGCUCAUGGUUAGGGGUCUGUUAAAAACCCGAUGGAUCCAUUUGCGAGGGCACAGUCUAUCAGCCGGCCCAGAAGGACAGGGUGUGCCAGGAGUCCCGCCCGCACACAGCUGAACAUCCAGCCUGAUCUGAACCAGGCCCAUAGGCUUCUACCCCUACAGCCUCUACUCAAGAUCCAACCGACUCAACCGCACAGUUCCUCAGGAAUUGGAGGGGCGAAGUGUGUUUGACAGUGAGUCAUCUCUCCAGCGACCUUUACGGAAACAUAAGGAGAGUCGGAGGCCAUGGCUGGAGGGAGAAGAACAUCGUUCUCCGGUGUCUUCACCGUGGCUCUGCUAGCUGCUGUACUGCUGCCAGAAUUCCUGUCAGCAGGACCGGUGAUUCAGGAGCUCAAAGAUGCUGUGGAUGCCACUGAGGAGACAGCGGUUGCUGCGGCGUCGACAAGGAGGCUAGUCCGUAACCGCAGAAACAUCAGCUGGUACAAGCAACACUCCGACUUUUGGAGCUGGUACAAAUUUUUCACUGACAACGGCAAUCAAGAGGCGGUUCAGGAGCUCGAUAAGGUCUACCUGGCCUACCUCCAGAACAAGAAUCGCGCAGAGGGCCGCCGCUCCUACAAGGCCUACCUGAGCCACUUGGGAGACGUCUACAAGGCCUGUGCAGACUCAGAGGACCCAGACUGUGUGUCGUCGGCAACCAGCCGGCCCAAGCCCACUCCUCCUCCCAAGCCGGCGCCCGUCAAAGCCUGUGACCCCUACAGGGACCCGUCGUGUCUGUACGCCGCCAUGGCAAACGCCAAGGGCCACUAUGCCCCUGUGCUGCCACAGGCCCCCGCCCCGGUCAAGGCCCCCGCCCCCCUGUAUGUGAAGGCUCCUGCAGCCGUCAGUGACCCCAAUUCUGGGUACUACUACUACUCCCCUGCGGUGCAGUCCUUCCUCUCCCAGGAGCAGAAGGCGGAGCUGCUGCGUAUCUGCUCGGCGGAGGACGUAGAGUGUCUCCAGUAUCACCUGAGAGCUGCUUUCGGCUACAAGCCCUCCGCCGGACCUGUGCCCUCGUACGCCCAUCUGGGCUGUGACCCCAAAACAGACCCCGGCUGUAAACCCCAGCUAGUUCAGAAAACCCCCGCCGGCCUCUUCCUCCGUUACCCCAACUGUGACCCCAGAGACCCACGCUGUGCCUACACUGCCUUCCAGCAGGCACCCCGCGCCCCUCCUCCUCCUCCCCCAGCAGGUCCUGGUUCUUGCAACCCCCUGUUCGAGGACGGCUGUAACCCUCUCACUGCCACAAAGUUUGCCACGGCACCAGAGAAGUACAAGGAAGAACACAAAGAUGAAGCUGCUUCAAUGCGUGCUGCACCCCAAGCUCCCGAGCAACGCAGCGAUCCAUUCACCAUGUACAGAGAUGCUUACGCUAAUGCUAAUAGUGCUAAUGACCCCUAUGCUAUGUACCGCCAAACCAGUGAUCCCAGGGCUCAAGCUAAUGACCCAUACGCUAUGUACCGCCAAGCCAGUGAUCCCAGUGGCCAAGCCAAUGAUCCGUACGCUAAUUACCGCCAAGCCAGUGCUUCCAGUGAUCCAGCUAGCGACCCAUAUACCAUGUACCGCCAAGCCAUCGCUAAUGCUCAAGCUAGUGACCCAUACGCCAUGUACAGACAGGCUAAUGCUAACGCUAAUACUAACGAUCCUUUCGCUAUGUAUCGGGAAGCCGCAUCUGCCAUGAACAGACGUGCCCCCCCUUCAACCCGCCAGCAAGCCCCGGCCCCGCCUCCUCGAUAUGAGGAGCCACCCCAGGAGGACCGCCAUCCGCUGGGUCCCCGAGGAAAGACCAAGGAAGGCUAUGACUGCUUUAUUGGCUACGACCAGGAGUGCUACCCACUUUCCCAAGCUGAGCCUCGUUCCGGCCACCACCGAAACACAGCACACCCGGCCGAGCCCUACGAGCCACACCUCAACGCCGACGGUACCCGGAGAGGAGUCCUGGAGCCCUCCAACCCCGACUGCGACCCAGAGUACGACGCUGACUGCCGCCUGCGCCGCCACGAACCCCAGGGGCACCUCCAGCCAGACGCCAACGACCAGGAGGAGCAGCACCGGGCGGAGCCGGAGAGAGAUGGCGAGGUGGAGUCAGAGCCGUACCAGAGUGGGCAGGAGGAGUCCUACGGGGCUUACGCCGCUCCCUCGCAUGGCCUGUCAUAUGGGUCCUACCCCCCACGCCAGCGGGGAAUGCCCAGCUUCCAGGACAUGCUGAGGGGAUACGCAGACCAGUACCCAGAGCAGGACGACCACAGAGCGCACUCUGCUGAUUACCGCAAAAAAUAAGCACACAAACGCCUGCACAACCUCACAAAUGCGGAAACACAGACAGUCCUCGUUCACACUGCAUAUGCAAUAGAGACUACAGCAAAAAGGCGAACCGACAUGCCAGCCAAAAGCGUGUGGAGAUGUUGCACAGUAUAUUUGAUGCAAAAUAAGAAUAGAUAAACGGGCACUCACAAACAGGCUUACACGUAAGAAAGUGCAGAAAGAAACAGGAGCAGUUGCAGUUUCUUUUCUAGAUGUUUCUAAACGUGUAUUGGGCAGUUGAGAGUUCAUGGAUUCAUUCAUUGGCAAUAAUUAGCAAUUGAUUGAGCCACUCCUCAUUCUCACUGGAAUAUUUAAUAAUUUCUGCAGCUCCAACUCGCUUCUGUGGCUACAAACAUCCCCUGCUUUUAAUGUUUUUUGUUUUUAUGA